ACGAUAUCAUUGGUUGUUAGCGAACAAUCUUUUAAGGCGGAGAGAUUCUAUUCCAGAAGCAUCUGGCUCUGGUUUCAGUUUGCACACGUAAUCAGCAACCUCAUCUCCAGCAACCACACUCGCACUAAAACAAUAAUAAUCGUUGACGCAAUUAAACUACAGUAUUAUUGUGCAUUCACAAAUGUCGGCCAUUAGAAUAAAUUCGCCCACUACGGCGUUGACGCUUUCCAUCAAACACCUUACCUGCAACCCUUCUUUCCCCACCAAUUGUCGCCGUUUCAAGCGAAAUACCGUCGCCAUGUCUUCCGCUCCUCUCCAAGUCUGCGCCAAAUCUUCUCUCACUGUCCCUAACAAGCUCGGCGAUUGUCCGUUUACACAGAGAGUUUUGCUGACACUGGAAGAGAAGCAUCUUCCUUAUGACCUAAAGUUGGUUGAUCUCGGUAACAAGCCAGACUGGUUUUUAAGUAUUAGCCCAGAAGGUAAAGUCCCAGUGGCGAAGGUUGAUGACAAAUGGAUAGCAGAUUCCGAUGUUAUUACACAGACAGUAGAGGAAAAGUUCCCUGACCCGUCACUGGUGACCCCACCUGAGAAAGCUUCUGUUGGGUCGAAGAUCUUUUCGACAUAUAUUGGCUUCUUAAAAAGCAAAGAUGCGAAUGAUGGAACGGAGCAAGCUUUACUGAAUGAACUCUCUGCUUUCAAUGAUUACAUCAAAGAAAAUGGUCCGUUUAUCAACGGAAAGGAUAUCUCUGCUGCAGACUUGUCGCUAGGUCCGAAGCUGUACCAUAUGGAGAUCGCUUUGGGUCAUUUUAAGAAGUGGUCAGUCCCGGAUUCACUUCCCCAUCUGAAAACAUACAUGAAGACUGUGUUCUCAUUGGACUCGUUCAUCAAAACAAUGCCGCUAACAGAAGACGUAAUUGAGGGAUGGCGGCCAAAGGUCAUGGGUUAACGCCAAUUUAUAUCAAGGAGUCACCCAUCAAUGCAUCUAUGAUAACGUUGUCGAAUUUGUUCUCUUUUGGUUUCUGGUUCCUCGCAUAGAGUUCGUUGUUCUCUCCUACGUUUCUUUAGAUGGCCGAAUGCAACUUAUUGCCUACCAUAUAUACAUUUUAGUUGAAAACUACUGUAAUUGUGUUGUUAUGUCGGUUUCUGUAUAUUAUCAUGAACAAACUUGUGUUAAUAUCUUGUCAUCAUGAAUUACAAGUAAUGUUAUAACACAUCACAUUCGGGUUC
Molecule: messenger RNA, 1227 nt
Organism: Helianthus annuus (common sunflower)
Lineage: Eukaryota; Viridiplantae; Streptophyta; Magnoliopsida; Asterales; Asteraceae
Product: probable glutathione S-transferase DHAR2, chloroplastic
Exons: 6
Coding region: 182-946 (254 amino acids)
Biological process (GO): cellular oxidant detoxification; protein glutathionylation; ascorbate glutathione cycle
Molecular function (GO): glutathione dehydrogenase (ascorbate) activity
Source: RefSeq, a predicted model, not a curated record